Rhinopithecus roxellana (golden snub-nosed monkey) is the source of this 1179-nucleotide messenger RNA. RefSeq names its product small integral membrane protein 29 (gene SMIM29). The transcript is spliced from 5 exons. The record is from RefSeq and is a predicted model, not a curated record. The coding region runs from base 346 to 768 and encodes 140 amino acids. Lineage: Eukaryota; Metazoa; Chordata; Mammalia; Primates; Cercopithecidae.
ACCGGAUUGGCUGCGCCCGGGCGCUGAGGCCCGGCCCAUUUCCCCGGGUCCUUUGAUCACGCGCCUGACGGCUUUUCCGGGGCCGGGGAGCCAACCGAGGGCGUUCCUGUCGGGGCUGCAGCGGCGGGAGGUAAGGCAUGGCCAGGCCGGCUGGGCUGCAGAGCGCCGGCACGGGUCCACGCCUCGGGGUGCCGGGCUUCCAGGAUGUUCGGGCGCGGGGCGGCUCAUCCGCGUCCCCCAACACCCCCCACCUCCGGCCUGAGCCUCCCAGCGCCGUGGGAACCACCUCCUGUCCGCUGUUGCUGGCCCGCAUCCUAGCAGCGGCCUGACGCCCUCCCCCCUGGCAUGCCCCCUUGGCCUGGGACGAUGAGCAUACGACUGGGGAGCCCAGUGGAGGCGCCCUCCCGAAGUGCCACUGCCCAUGCUGACCAACCACCCAGCCCUCCGGCUGCUGAUGUCAUGAGUAACACCACUGUGCCCAAUGCCCCCCAGGCCAACAGCGACUCCAUGGUGGGCUAUGUGUUGGGGCCCUUCUUCCUCAUCACCCUGGUCGGGGUGGUGGUGGCUGUGGUGAUGUAUGUACAGAAGAAAAAGCGGGUGGACCGGCUGCGCCAUCACCUGCUCCCCAUGUACAGCUAUGACCCAGCCGAGGAACUGCAUGAGGCUGAGCAGGAGCUUCUCUCUGACAUGGGAGACCCCAAGGUGGUACAUGGCUGGCAGAGUGGCUACCAGCACAAGCGGAUGCCGCUGCUGGAUGUCAAGACGUGACCUGACCCCCUUACCCCACCCUUCAGAGCCUGCGGUCCUGGACUGCCUGGGGCCCUGCCGUCACCCUGCUUCCCCUGCCAUCACCUGGCUCCCCCUGCUGGGUGCUGGGUCUCCAUUUCUCCCUCCACCCACCCUCAGUAGCAUCUGCUUCCCACGCCCUCACCAUCACCUCACUACCCCCAGGCCUUCUGCCCUUUGUGGGUGUCAAGCUCACUGCCCACCCACAGGCACUCAUGGGAGGUUUUCCUUCUGGGAUGGGGGCGGCUGGGAGACACCUUUGCUUUCUCUAGCCCUCCUGGGCUUGGCUUGGGCAUAAAUCCCCAGGAGGGCUUUGGAGUUGUUUCCAUGGUGAUGGGGCCAGAUGUAUAGUAUUCAGUAUAUAUUUUGUAAAUAAAACGUUUUGUGGCUAGG